AUGAAUUGCGGAAAUCUCAGCAAUCCAAGCAUGAAUAAGAAGCAGCAACCGAAGCACACAGGGAAUAAACCAAACAAACCAAAAGAGCAAUCGGCCAUGGAGAAGAAGAAGAAUGACAAGAGCAAGAGCAUUCACGACAUCCUCCCUCUUGACCUGAUUCAGAGAAUUCUACUGCGGGUGCCGAUCAGACAUCUCGCUCGCCUCAGGUGCGUUUCCAAGCUCUGGUGCUCUCUAAUUUCUGAUCCUGACUUUGCGGAAUUGCAUUUUCACCACUCUCCCACCGCCACCAACGCAUGCUUCUUCAUGGAAAACCCCACUAUGGCUUACUUGGUUUACUUAGACGACAAUGAUGCAUCACAAAAAAAGGUGUGUCCCCCUUUCAAGAAGAAACCACCUUAUGAUUUUGCGGUCUUGGGAUCCUGCAGAGGCUUUAUUCUCUUGGAUCAACACCCACAUUUUCUUGUGGUAUGGAACCCACUGACUGGAUUCAGCAAAAGAAUAUCCUAUUCUCAUAUUGUUCCUUGUCGUAAGUACCUUGACUUUAGGCUUUCCUACAGUGCGCGUCUGCAUGGAUUUGGUUAUGAUGCAUCACAGGAUGAUUACUUAGUUGUUGUAGCUUGGAGGGAUUGGGAAAUACAAUAUCAUUUGGAGUGCUUGUCCUUGAGAACCAAUUCAUGGAUUAAUCUUGAUGUUGCACUCCCCAAACCCUUGGGUGUUUUUGAUAGCUUUUCUUGUGGGUUGUUCUUGAAAGGUGCUAUUCAUUGGCUGCCUUUCACUCUCACAGCUUACAGGGAUGCUAUUCUUAUCUUUGAUAUGAAGGAGAGGACUUUCUCAAGGAUAUCUGGGCCGGAACAACCUGUAAUGAGUGCAUGCUCCUAUCGAAGACUCGCCCUACUAGGAGGCUGCCUAGCCUUGUAUUAUCGCAAUUAUGAUAGCUGUAAUACUCACAUAUGGGUGAUGAAAGAAUAUAAAGUGCACUCAUCUUGGACUCUCUAUCAAAUUCCUUACAAAGUCUUUCGGCCAUUGUGCUUAUCCAGUAAUGGUGAUAUUAUUGGAAGAGGUUAUACUUCGGAUGAUAAAGUAGGGUACUUCAUAUAUAAUGUCAGAGAAGACCUGCUCAAGCAUUUUAAAAAUCUUUGUUGUCCACUUUCCAUCCAUCAAGCCGAUACUAUGUAUACAGAGUCUCUCUUGCCACUCCCGAGUGACAUUAAGGAUAAGGAUAACAAUAAGAAUGAGGAGGAGGAGGAAAACGGUAUGUAA
Arachis stenosperma is the source of this 1260-nucleotide messenger RNA. RefSeq names its product F-box protein CPR1-like. The record is from RefSeq and is a predicted model, not a curated record. The coding region runs from base 1 to 1260 and encodes 419 amino acids. Gene Ontology annotation, molecular function: protein binding. The transcript has a single exon. NCBI's taxonomy places the organism in Eukaryota, Viridiplantae, Streptophyta, Magnoliopsida, Fabales, Fabaceae.